UGACUUUGUCGGUUUCCCGAGGAGCCGUCGUGAGUUUCCGUGGGAGCGAGGGAUGUAACUUUGGUGGCGUACAGUGAGGAGGAUUCGCUGCUGGGGCUGUGUCUCUGCUUUGUGGCUGAGCGGGGGAGUCGGGAAGGAGCCGGAGCCGUUGGAAUGUGUACAAUGCCGCUCUCUUGGCGGAGGAUCAUUUAUUUGCUGCUGCUCUUUACUCCAUUGGUACUGGGGUUUAAGUCUUUGGAACGUAGGGUGAGAAGGGACCGCGGGCCGUGCCCGUCUCCUUGUCGCUGCCUUGGGGAUCUACUGGACUGCAGCCGUAGGAAACUCACCGUGGUACCGAGCAAUCUCCCGGAAUGGCUUGUGCAGCUGGACUUGAGCCAUAACAAACUGUCUUCAAUCAAAGCCAGUUCCAUGAAUCACCUUCAUAAUCUGAGAGAACUGAGACUGAAUAACAAUGAAUUGCAAAUCAUACCAGAUCUUGGGCCGCUGUCUGCAAACAUAACACUCUUUUCCUUGACAAAUAAUAAAAUUGAAGUAAUCUUGCCAGAGCACCUGACACCUUAUCAAUCUCUGGAAACGCUAGACUUAAGUAAUAAUCUUCUCGCCGAGCUAAAAGCUGGAUCAUUUCCUACACUGCAGCUAAAGUAUCUGUAUAUCAAUAAUAAUCGUAUAAGCACAAUGCAGUCUGGUGCAUUUGACAAUUUAUCAGCUACGUUACAAGUAUUGACACUCAAUAAGAAUCGUAUCUCUCAUAUUCCAUCCAAAAUGUUCAAGUUGUCCAAUCUGCAGCACCUUGAACUAAAUCGAAACAGAAUAAAAGAAAUUUUGGGGCUCACGUUUCAGGGGCUUGACUCUUUAAAAUCGCUGAGAAUACAGAGGAAUUCAAUAGCACGGCUUAUGGAUGGAGCAUUUUGGGGAUUAAGUACAAUGGAAGUUUUGCAAUUGGAUCACAACAGACUUACAGAAAUUACUAAGGGAUGGUUGUAUGGCCUGCUUAUGUUGCAAAAACUCCAUCUCAGCCAAAAUGCCAUCAGCAGUAUCAGCCCUGAUGCCUGGGAGUUUUGCCAAAAACUAAGCGAGCUAGAUGUGUCCUUCAAUCAACUAACAAGACUAGAGGAGUCAAGCUUUGGAGGCUUAGGCCUUCUUAGUGGCUUACAUAUAGGAAACAACAAAAUAAAUUUUAUAGCCGAUGGAGCCUUUCGUGGACUAUCAAGUUUGAACAGUUUGGAUCUCAAAAGCAAUGACAUUUCUUGGACCAUUGAAGACAUGAAUGGAACUUUUUCUGGACUAGAAAGACUUCAAAGACUUACCCUACAAGAUAACAGAAUAACAUCAAUUACAAAAAAAGCAUUUUCUUGGUUGGAUGCUCUUGAGUACCUAGACUUAAGUGACAAUGCCAUCACCUCAAUGCAGACGAAUGCAUUCUCCCAAAUGAAGAGCCUUCAGCAAUUAUACUUGAACACCACAAGUCUAUUGUGCGAUUGCCAACUGAAAUGGUUGCCUAAGUGGUUAGCAGAAAACAAUUUUCAGACGUUUGUAAAUGCCAGUUGUGGCCAUCCUCAGAUCCUCAAAGGCAAAAUUAUAUUUGCCGUUAGCCCUGAUGACUUUGUAUGUGAUGAUUUUCCCAAACCACAGAUUACUGUUCAGCCUGAAACUCAGUCGGCAAUAAAAGGCUCCAAUGUGACUUUUAUCUGUUCAGCAGCCAGUAGUAGUGAAUCUCCAAUGACCUUUGCAUGGAAAAAGGAUAAUGAACUUUUGCAUGACUCUGAGAUCGAGAAUUUUGCUCAUCUACGGGCACAAGGUGGAGAUGUGAUGGAAUAUACAACUAUUCUGCGACUUCGCAAUGUUGAGUUCAUCAAUGAGGGGAAAUUCCAAUGUGUCAUUUCCAAUCAUUUUGGUCCUACAUACUCGGUCAAAGCCAAACUCACAGUUAACAUGCUUCCCUUAUUCACAAAGAAGCCAAUGGACCUUACUAUUCGAGCUGGAUCAACGGCUAGACUAGAGUGUGCUGCAGUGGGGCAUCCAACACCACAAAUUGCUUGGCAGAAAAAUGGUGGAACAGACUUUCCUGCAGCCCGAGAGCGGCGCAUGCAUGUCAUGCCAGAAGAUGAUGUGUUUUUCAUAGUAAAUGUUAAAACAGAGGAUAUUGGGGUGUACAGCUGCACUGCCCAGAACAGUGCAGGAAGCAUUUCUGCUAAUGCUACACUGACCGUGCUAGAAACCCCUUCUUUUCUACGGCCUUUAAUGGAUCGUACUGCAUCAAAGGGAGAAACAACCGUUUUACAAUGCAUCGUAGGUGGAAGUCCCACACCCAGAGUAAACUGGACAAAGGAUGAUAGUCCAUUAGUUGUAACAGAGAGGCAUUUCUUUGCUGCUGGAAAUCAGCAUCUGAUUAUUGUGGACACAGACCUUGAAGAUGCUGGGAUAUAUACAUGUGAGGUGUCCAAUAUUCUUGGAACCGAGAGAGGCAAUAUUCAUCUUACUGUUUUACCUAAUCCAACCUGUGAUUCGCCUGUCAAUGCAAUACAAACUGCAGAAGAUGAUGGCUGGGCAACAGCUGGCAUAGUUAUCAUUGCAGUAGUCUGCUGUGUGGUGGGAACAUCCCUUGUUUGGGUUGUCAUUAUAUAUCAUACCAGAAGAAAAAAUGAAGACUGCAGUGUUACUAAUACAGAUGAGACCAAUCUACCAGUGGAUACCCCAAGUUACUUAUCUUCCCAAGGCACAUUGGCAGAAAGACAAGAUGGCUACGGUUCAUCUGAAACUGGAAGUCACCAAUUCAUAGCCUCGUCAAUGAGUGGUUAUUUUUUACAGCAAAGAGAUAAUGGAGCCUGUAAUUUGGAUAAUGGGAGUGAGGCAGACUUGGAAGUUGCAACAGAUCCGCUUCUCUUUAACUACACAGGAGUACCGGGCCCUUUGUAUUUAAGAGGGAAUCCUUAUGAUCCUGAUGCAUAUGAAAUAUUUCAUGCAGGUUACAGCAUGGAUCGAAGAACACCAAAUGCGAAUUUCUAUGAAUCAGAGUAUUUAAAGCAGAAAGAACUUGGCUUGUUUGGGCAUCAGCAUGAUGACUGCUACAAGAUUGCCUGCAGUCAUGGUGUACAGUCAUUAGCUGGUCGAAUUGUUGGUCCGACUUGCAGUCACAAAGAGGACAUUGAAAUAAAAAUGAGUUUGGAUACUGACAUUUUAGGCCUAAAACACACUGUUGACCAAGGGAUACUAACAUCUUGCAGCACUUAUUUGGGAACCUUUGGAAAACCUGUAUGGAGACCUCAGCUUGAUUCACCUUGUGGCUAUGUACAACCAUCAUUUAGUCAACUGACAUCCCACACAAUUCCACAAACUAAACUAAACAUGCAGUUGGAGAAUGGGAAAGAUGAAUCACAAAGGACAAAUAUUCCGGACGAAAAUGCUACUUUCUUUCCCAAAAUUACUUCUGAUUAUCAAAGAACUUCUGGUUUCCAGUGCUAUGAGCUGGAUACAUAGCAGCAUUUGAUUAUUUGCAUUUAUUUAAUGAACAGUAUUCAACAUGCUACCUCAACUUACAAUUAAGGAAAAAAAGAAACCAAUGGUAUAUUCAUCUUGGAAUGUACACGGAUUGCUCUAAUGAACUUUUGAAGUUUCUCAAUUUUAUAUGCAAGAAAGAUAAACGUCUUAAUUAUUUUAAAGCUGUGU
Messenger RNA from Xenopus laevis (African clawed frog), 3666 nucleotides. RefSeq names its product leucine-rich repeats and immunoglobulin like domains 3 S homeolog (gene lrig3.S). The record is from RefSeq and is marked provisional. NCBI's taxonomy places the organism in Eukaryota, Metazoa, Chordata, Amphibia, Anura, Pipidae.